This is a messenger RNA of Anopheles moucheti, 5897 nucleotides long. It is a transcript of the gene grp, whose product is annotated as serine/threonine-protein kinase grp. Gene Ontology annotation, cellular component: cytoplasm. The coding region runs from base 2830 to 4362 and encodes 510 amino acids. Gene Ontology annotation, molecular function: protein serine/threonine kinase activity; tau-protein kinase activity; ATP binding. The record is from RefSeq and is a predicted model, not a curated record. The transcript is spliced from 7 exons. Gene Ontology annotation, biological process: protein phosphorylation; DNA damage checkpoint signaling; microtubule cytoskeleton organization. NCBI's taxonomy places the organism in Eukaryota, Metazoa, Arthropoda, Insecta, Diptera, Culicidae.
UGUAGUCGACGGUCCAGUGUGAGCGCGCGCGUGCGUCUGCUCGCCCUUUGAUUCUCGGUGUGCUUCUGUGUAAAAAAGAAAAAUAAGGCAACAUCUGAACAGUUUUUCACCUCCAAAAUCGAAGCUGUGCGUUAGCAAACUUCCGAUGAACUAUUUCGCUAAGAUGGCAGCGUGUAAAAAUCGCGAGUGUGUAGUUGUCCACAGUGAUGGUGGCUGCAGAUGGUUCUAUGCAAGACAUUGUUGCCACGGAAAAUGGAUGCUUCCCGACAUUAAAUAGAGUUAACUCUCGUCAGCUAUCUGCCUCUGAUUAGAAUUCUCUGAUGGGUCGAUUAAUCUUGCUAAGCCCCGCAUGCAGGCCGGACUCAGGUUGGGCAAGGAAGAAGAAACUCCAGUAAAAAAACAUAAUGGCGUGCGAGAGUGGUGUGAUGAUGGAAGCCGGUAGUGCUUAAAUCUCAAAGCCUGCUAAUGUGAAUGCGUAUUAAGAGCGUGUUGUGUGGAAAAACGGAAUAUGGAGUCGUACGCUCAAGAACACACAUCAACCGCGUGAAAAGGUUUCUUCAGCUGAUGAUUUUUAGCGAAUUCUUUGGACCUUUUCCCAUCUUAUUAUGAGAUGCGUGCGUGAGUGGGAAUAGAGUUGUUUGCAAGUUCCAAAAAACUUUGGGGGAAUCGUUUGAAUUUCUGAAGAGACUUUUGUGGUUGUGAUGCAGUUUUCAUCUAGAUAAUCGCCGGGCAAUUCAUCCAUCGACGAAAGGAGCGCGUGCCUAUAUAGGAGCAACAGUGUGGAGUUCAUACUGGGUUUCACAUGCUCUCCACUGCGAGAAUUUUCAAUAAUGGCGUCUGUUGCGAUUGCACCAUCAAUCUGCGACGAAUUUGUUUGCCAUGAGAUUUUCAUCAUGAAUGUUUGAGGCUUCAAUUCUCCAGAACAUCAUCAGCUCAUUGAAAUGAUGUAUUACGCACGAUAAGAAAACGAGACUUGCCUACUCCGCUAGUCAAUGUAACGAGAAGGGAAGACGGUGUCCUUAUCGGUCGAUUUUUCUGCAGAUCAUUACCCUUGCCAACCCGGAUAGAAUUGUUCAACGACGCACGAGGAGGAGGAUACCAAAUAGCGGAAGAGGACCUCCCAUCUGUCGCAACUAACCCCCAACCAUCUCUUUGUGUCAUUGUGUCGAGAAAUUUUCACCAAACGUCGUGUAAUCUGGAAGAGAAUUCGUACGCAAGAAAGCUGCUGGACUAAACAUUCGCGUGUACGUGGGAGUUAAAUUGUAGAGAGCGAGAGCGAGAAUUGGCAAUUCUAUAUUACUGCACACUAGCUGGCUUCUGGCAAACAACAUCUGUUUCUGGACAACUAAAUAAGGAGAGAAAAGUGUCGUGUUGGCUGGUAAGGGCAACGAUUUCUGUCGAUGCGAAAUUGUUCGCAGUAAAUUUGACUUUUCGUAAGCAUGUACCAUAAAUCAGCAUAAAAGCGUGUGUCGAGAACAAGCAGAUGCUGGUUACGAGCGGAACCACCAUCUCCCGUCCAUUAAACCCAAGAUAGGCUGGCGCUGCUGUGUCAGUGAGAGAGCGAUCGAGCUUCUCUGGUGCCUCGAUACGCUUCCAGUCUUCUCUGCGAACAUCGAGGACCCAGCGGGAUAUCCUGCGUUUGACAGCAAAUUAUUCACACGCCCACUAAAAUCGCGAGAGAAGGAGAGUGGACAGAAAUCGGAGAGAUAAAAGAAUCGCGUUUCGAUUGUGUAGCAAGGUUGCAAAAACCCCAGACGCGGUUGUACAGUCACCAUUGGCUUCCUUAUCAUAGGUAUGUCGUCUGAAUUUAAUUAAUCCCCGGAGUAGCUAUUUAGAGUUGGUUAAAGGACACAUUCAACGUGCGUGUCCACAGUGCUACGAUUCGAAUCCGACACGAACAGAUUGUUCUAGCAAAUCGACGAAGGAAAGGAUUGUGGCUGUGCGAGGAGGUAUAUGCGCACCCGCACUAAAAGAGUCUGGAUUUGAAUGUUCUAUCGCAUCAGUUUGCCUACCGAAGGUCAAAGAGUCUGUGUGUGACGCUCUCCUGUCAUGAAAGGCACGAGAACACGUGAAAAAUCUAAAAUAAAUGGUACGUGUGAAAUGAAGUGAUUUAUCAUCGCAAAGCGGGCGUUGUAGGCGCAGGAAACAGCGAAAAUUAAUAUUAAAAUUCACUAUCAACCGCGCAGAAGGGAUAUACUUGUCCGGUUCCCCAUUUGAUAUGACGCACAAAUACUACGGUAACGAUAGAACAUUGGAUUUAUCCAGAAACAAAAAAGUGCAUAAGUGUAGAAUGAGUCUUUUUUAUUAUCGUAUGAUAGUGUUGUCCAGCAUUCGAUGAAAUUUGAUUCAGGAUCUGGUGAAACGAUUCUUACCACCAUUAUCAUUCAUGGCUCGAUGCCAAACGACUAUCAAAAACAUUCCCUGCGAAUUGAACAUCGGAACCCAAUUAAAAGCUGGCUUUCUCCAGUAGUGGAUAGUUCAACCCAGGAGCUGCUGAUUGGUGAUGUCCUAAAUUAGCAGCCAGCUUUGGCAAAUCGAAUCCGUUUGGCUACAGACGAUAAGAAAGGGUGGUAUAACCGAACCACCACACCGUCAGUUUUAUUUUUGGCCAGCUGGGUGACGAUAAUAUAAGAAUCGUUGCCAGAACAAAACCAUUGCAGACCAACCAACAAAACCACACGGUGUAUGGAAAAGCCAACGAAAGGAGAAGUGACGGUUGGGGAAAGUGUGAAAGUACAGCAUCGAUCUUUAACUGUCCAACCGCCGGAAAUUGGUGGAUAGUAGAAGUGUAGUAGUGGUGGUAGCAGCAGAGACGAGUAAAAGACGAAAAUGGCAUCAUCACAGACAGGAACACAGACUGGAUUGAUGCGAGAGUUUGUCGAAGGAUGGACAUUGGCACAAACGCUCGGAGAAGGAGCCUAUGGAGAGGUAAAAUUGCUCAUAAAUCGGCAAUCGGGUGAGGCUGUAGCGAUGAAGAUGGUUGACCUGAAGAAGCAUCCGGAUGCCGAGAGCUCGGUCAAGAAGGAAGUGUGUAUACAGAAAAUUCUUCAGCACCAAAACAUCCUUAAGUUUUUCGGUAAACGAACGCAGGGUGACAUUGAGUACAUAUUCCUCGAGUAUGCUGCCGGCGGUGAAUUGUUCGAUCGGAUAGAACCCGACGUUGGGAUGCCUCUGCCGGAAGCGCAGCGGUACUUCAAUCAACUGCUGGCCGGUGUCGAUUAUCUGCACACACGGGGUGUAGCACACCGUGACCUGAAACCAGAAAACUUGCUCUUGGACGAGCAUGACAACGUAAAAAUAUCGGACUUCGGGAUGGCCACCAUGUUUAGAAUGAAAGGCCGCGAACGGUUGUUGGAUAAAAAAUGCGGAACACUUCCAUACGUCGCUCCGGAAGUGUUGGUAAAACCAUACCGUGCUACACCGGCCGAUCUGUGGUCAUGCGGGAUCAUCCUAGUUACAAUGCUUGCCGGAGAGCUGCCCUGGGAUCAACCGUCGUCCGGAUGUGCGGAGUAUCUCUGCUGGAAGGAGAACAAAUACACUACCUCUACGCCUUGGUGCAAGCUGGAUACACUCACCCUUUCGCUGUUACGAAAGAUUCUGGUUGCAAAUCCAGCCCAAAGGUUAACGCUGGACAAGCUGCAAGACCACAAGUGGUGUCAGACCCAGUUCCAUCUUCAAGGCAUUGCCGAUAUUGGAGUGAACAAUGGCGGUGGUCUAGGCGGUGGUGGUAUCGGUGCUGGAGGUUGCGAUGUGAUUGAUGGACGGCCAUCACCUCGUGCGAAACGGCUCUGUUCGAAUCAGGACAUUUCGAGCCCGCUCGAUGAUUCCACCUCUCGCAUGUGCCAAUCACAACCGGUACCGGUCAUCGUACAUACCGAGGUAAAUGGCGUCGAGGAAGCAAUUGAGGCCCGGAACGGUUUCUGCUUCUCGCAGCCGACCAUGCUGGACGACCUAAUCCUGUGCACACAGCUUAAUCCAACGCAGAGCGUCGGCACACAGCAGCAACAGCAAAAUCCCUUCCAGCGGCUGGUGCGGCGUAUGACGCGUUUUUUCGUAUCGACGCGGUGUGAUGAAACACUGAAGCGUCUGUCGUCCGCGUUGGAAAAGCUCGGCUACAACUGGAAGUCUAACGACGAGGGCGUCAUCACGAUAUCGACGAUUGAUCGACGGAAGCUGCAACUCAUCUUUAAAGCCAACAUCGUGGAAAUGGAUGGCAAAAUUUUGUGCGAUUUCCGGCUGUCGAAGGGCUGCGGGUUAGAGUUCAAACGACGGUUCAUCAAGAUAAAGCAAAGCUUGGCGGAUAUCGUGAUGAAGGGACCGGUCACCUGGCCGAUUGCGAUCGCGACCAACUCUGUGCCUUAAAAGGAACGUAUUUUUUGAAGAAAUCUCCUCGUGGCUGGAAUUUUGCUUGCGUUAUGUAAAUUAAUUAGCAGAAGGGGCGAGCAACGCCGUGGUAUGGUACUUUAUCGUUAAAAUUUCUUGAAGAAAGUUGUUUUUAAUUGUUGUAUUAUACUUGCGAAAGAAUCUCGCACAGAAUUUGUGGAAUUGCCGCGUUCGAACAAAAGUGUUCAAAAUACUUUAAAAGAUACGCUCUGUGAGCGCACGAAUAUAUAGCGUCCUCCUGCGUUUGUGCCAAACGUCGUAGAUUUGGAAAGAAAGUGGGAUAUUAUUUACGUAAGGAGAGACCAGAUGAAACAACCGAUCGGCGGGGGAGGAAAACAUCAUGUUGUGUAUAGCCUCUCUUACUAAUGUAAGAUUUUGGCUCAUCAACUAAUCAAAUUAUGGGCCCUCUUACGGAUCGUUAAGAUGUUAAAUAGUAUUUCACGUUACAUGACAGCGAAAGAGAGUAGCAGCGGCACGGUGUAUCGUAGUGCAUAUAUACGCAUACAAAAAGUAUCGCCUUUUUAUACUUCUUAUUUUACACGACUCCAAACACAGAAAAAAGCAGGGAAGAUCAAUUUCAUUCCUUGCGCAUCCUGAUCGUGUUGAAAAUAAUUGGUAAAUUUUUAUAUCUCCUAGAGCUUCCUUCCAGUUUUUACACACGAAAUAAGUAGCAAAAACAAGUUGGCAUCAAUUCACUAAACCUUUACUAAGGUACACCCAGCUAGACGGGCGGGCACAAAAUUACGGAACAAAGCUACAGAGCACAAAUUUUGCAAACAGCAAAUCAAGAAUUAUGAAAAGUAAAUGAAGACGAAACAAAUAGUUACACAGGAAAGGUUUAUGCAUAAAAAACCACACGAGUGUUCUCGAUAAAGACAGGUGCUAAAUAGAAGAGGGAAAAGAGAGAGGAGAGGGAGGGAGUACGUUGGGAAUUAGGAACUUGAUGAAUAGUGCAUCCUCAUCACUAAACAGCAAGACACAGGGUCGAUGUGCGCAACACAGUUGAACCUUUAAUUGUGCUGUGGAACCUUACUAUUGGGGUCAAGAUUCAGGGUUAAAGAAGUUUUUUCCCCUUACGGACUGGUUUGACUAGUACAAGCUAUUCACUGGAUUUUCUUUUAUUAAUCCAUUUGUUUUGCGCUCUAUUUGUGUUUAAUUUUGUUUUACUUUCUACGUUACUGAUUGUGCUGUCUUGGAAUCCUGGGAAAUGAAGGAUACUAUAUUGAUGGUUUAACUGUUAAUUAAUCAAUGCUUAAAUGCUAUUCUGUUCCAAUAUACAAAUAACGAAGUAUCUUUAUUUUUCGAUAUUAGUGUAUCUACUCCCCUCGAAGGCUCAUCCGUGACUGCUGCCGAAUAUGUGAAAGCAUCUAAACAGAGAGGAGCAGUAGUACACUUGUACGAUUUAGCUUCUUCACAUUUACCAUUUUACCUUAAUUGAAAUUAUGCACCUUACUAUCUCUAUCUGCAAGAAUCUUUUCUACUACAGUUUAUUAAAUAAAGAAGGAAAUUGUUAU